Physella acuta is the source of this 915-nucleotide messenger RNA. RefSeq names its product coiled-coil-helix-coiled-coil-helix domain-containing protein 10, mitochondrial-like. Gene Ontology annotation, biological process: mitochondrion organization. Gene Ontology annotation, cellular component: mitochondrion; nucleus. The record is from RefSeq and is a predicted model, not a curated record. NCBI's taxonomy places the organism in Eukaryota, Metazoa, Mollusca, Gastropoda, Physidae.
UCUAGGCCUAGUUUUUAUAUAGGCUUAGCAGGAUACGGAAAUGACAUCAUAAGGAUAAACACCUGAGAACGAAGGUCGGAUAACUGACAACAAACUAGACAGAGAAAAUGCCACGAGGAUCAAGAUCAUCGGGAAUGAGAAGGCCAGCUCCAGCUGCACCCCCAAGGCACGCCCCAGCCCCUGUGCCAGCACACCCUCCCCCAGCUGCUCCUGCACCCCUAGCAGCCCAGCCUAGACAGCCAGGUCUAUUUGCACAGAUGGCUGCAACAGCAGGAGGAGUUGCAGUUGGCUCAGCUGUGGGACAUGUUGUUGGUGCUGCCCUCACUGGUGGUGGUGGUGGCCACAGCCAGGAAGUCGCUCCAGCCCCAGCCCCUGCAGCACCAGCCCCACAACCAGCGUACAACUACAACCAGUCCUCCAACCCCUGCCAGUAUCAGCUACAACAGUUCCUUGAUUGUACACAGACUCAGCCAGAUAUUAGUCUCUGCGCUGGAUUUAAUGAAGCCCUCAAAGAAUGCAAAGUUCGAUAUGGUCUUAAUUGACACCCCUGGAAUAAGGAAACAGCUUGGUUAAAAAUGUAGAAGGUGCCAGUAAUCAGGAGUUUUAUUACAUUUUUUCUCGUGUGGUUGUUGAUUUUUUUACUUUUUUUUUUAUUUUUUUGGAUAGGUAGAAAAAAUGGAUAGAUAGAAAAAGAAAAUAUUUAAGUACUGUGACAAAAGAAUAAAUGGUUGAGUUGAAGAAAUGUUUUAUAUUUAUCACUCCUGGGUGAUAGAGUAGCCACAUCUAUUGUAUAUAUUUGCUAUGAUACAAUGUUAUUAGGUAAACAGACUCAUGGAUUGGUGGUGUUGAAGAUUUUCUAAGUGGCUUGAUGUUUGCCAUUCGGUUUGUAAUAAAAACAAAACAAUUGAAGCAUCA